Molecule: messenger RNA, 1620 nt
Organism: Penicillium egyptiacum
Lineage: Eukaryota; Fungi; Ascomycota; Eurotiomycetes; Eurotiales; Aspergillaceae
Source: the annotation of a GenBank genome assembly
AUGCAUCUUCCAACCCUCAUUGGCGGGUUAUCCGCGAUUGGCGGACUGGCCCAGGCCGCUGCGACUAGCCCAGUUAUUGAAGCCGACGAUUUUAGCAUCACUGGUGCAUUGCAGGAUCUCGGGGUGGAUGUGUCGCAAAUUCCGGCAUUAGAUUCGUUCGCCGCCAUUGAGACGCGGUCAACUGACAAAGCCUGUGCAGCUGCUUGCGCAAGUUUGAGCUUCAUUUUUGGCUCCAAAGUCUCUGCUCAAGAGACUACUGGGUACAACAACUUCACUAGUUCGUUCUGGUCUGUGCAGCAAGAAGAGGUCCAGCCUCAUUGCGUUUUCCGUCCCGCUAAGAGCACGGAAGUCAGCACUGCAGUUUUGCUUUCCCGUUUGACUGGUUGCGAGUUUGCUGCUCGCAGUGGCGGUCAUGCUGCCUUUACCGGUGCUUCUAGCGCCCCUGACGGAAUCAGUAUUUGGUUCAAGGAUAUGAACGCCGUUGCCCUUAACGCAGACAAGACGGUUGCUUCUAUUGGGCCUGGAAAUAAUUGGCUCACUGCCUACGCUGCUCUGGAGCCCCAUGGCUUGGCCGUUAUUGGAGGUCGUGCCUCUAGCAUUGGUGUUGGUGGUUUCGUCUUGGGAGGUGGAAUCUCCUACCACUCCAACCUGUACGGGUGGUCUUGCGACAAUGUUGAGAGCUUCGAGGUCGUUACCGCUAGUGGUCUGAUUGUGACCGCGAGUGCAACUUCCUACCCUGACCUGUACUGGGCUCUCCGGGGCGGUGGCAACAACUUUGGUCUUGUCACUAAGUACAAUAUGUACACAAUCCCCUCUCCAGAGCUGUAUGGCGGUGCCAGGACCUUCCUCGAGCCCGAGUUUCCCCAGGUUAUCAAUGCUUGGAUCAACGUGAUCAAUAAUGCCACCGUUGACGGCAAGGCCCAGCAAUAUGUUGCCUUCCUUCGGACCCAAGGAAUGAACCUUGCCUCUGCUGAGCUGACAUACGUUAAGAACGACCCCAACCCCGAGAUCUUCAAGCAAUACAGAAACAUUUCGGCCAUUUCCGACACAUCCAGUGCCAAGACCCUUGUUGAGUACGUGGAGUACCUCGAGACCGAAAACCCAUUCGGCCUUCGCGAGGUGUACUGGCCCAUCAGCGCAGCUCUUGACGAGAGAUUCGCUAACUGGGUGGUGGACCUUUUCUACUCAAUGGUCCCUGAGGUAGCCGAUGUUGCCGGUGCCCAGCCUGUACUCAUAUAUCAGGGCAUCACCGAGCCUAUGUUGAACAACAUGAAAAACCAUGGCGGUAACCCUCUCGGACUCGCUGGCUCCUCUGGCCCUGUUCACCUUUUACACAUUUCCUGCUGGUGGAAAAACGAGUCCGAUGACAAGACUAUCUACGCGUUUGUUAACAAGUUCAUGGAGAAGGUCAUGGCCGAGGCCAAGAGCGUCGGCGUCUUCAAUGAAUAUGUCUACAUGAACUAUGCCAGCAUGUUCCAGGAUCCUAUCGCCAGAUAUGGCGCCGAUAACAAGGCUCAGUUGAAGAAGAUUGCAAAGAAGUACGACCCCAGGGAGGUUUACCAGACUCUCCAGCCUGGUUACUUCAAGCUUGAUGGUCCUCCCGUGACCCCCUCGUUCUAG